Molecule: messenger RNA, 4794 nt
Organism: Hypanus sabinus (Atlantic stingray)
Lineage: Eukaryota; Metazoa; Chordata; Chondrichthyes; Myliobatiformes; Dasyatidae
Exons: 8
Coding region: 358-1902 (514 amino acids)
Source: RefSeq, a predicted model, not a curated record
UGCUUUAAUGCAGCGUACGACUGUCCUUAGAUGGUUAUAUAACCUUGGCCAGUCGAUCCUGUCGGAAGUUGCAGACUGUUAGCGCAGCGCCAAGACCCGACGAGCCUCUGUGGCAACUUCGUCAAUCUUUGCGAGCGCCGGGCGCCGAUUCGGCUACUUUCGGAAGGGGAGCCGAAGCCGGGGCUCGGGCGACUCGUCCUGCGGUCCAGCCGAAGGUGACGUAGGCAGAGUUCGCCGUUGGGUCGAAACCGAUGACGAGCACACACAAAAUGAAGUCGGCGGCGCUGAUGCUGACAUUUUAACCAAUAAACCGCCAAAUGGUUGAGCGGGGUUCCUGCUCGGAAGUGGAGGAGGGAUAUGACCGCUUUCAUUACUCAUCCAUCAGUGAGGGUUAAAGGAACAGAGCAUAACUACAAUCCAGUUCUCUGCCAGGAUGAGAAGUGUUCUGCCAAUUCUAAAGGUAGCCACAUGCACUGCCCCUUUUGUAGCGUGACUGAAGCCUACCAGGAUCCUGUCAUCUUGAGAGCACAUUACAGAGUUAAACAUGUUGAUAAAGGCCUUGAUUUUGCAGGCUUAAAGAUUCUUCGUUGCUGUAACCACUGUGACAUCAUUGGAACUAUUAAAGGAGAGAAAAAAUUCAAAGGUGCACACUGGCAUUGCUACCGGUGCCGAAAUGGUUUCAAUAGGCGUGAUGAAGCAGUCAAGCAUUAUAAAACUCAUUUCCGCAAUCCUCAUACCACUUUCCAAAUUCAAAUUACACAGGAGGUAAAUAGUCGACAGUAUUAUGAACAGAGUGCGGAAGCUCACCAUAAAGCUUAUGGAGGCACCCAAGUUACCUCUGGUGGGGCAAUGAAUAUCACUUCAGUUAGUCCUGUUAUUACAGAGACGGCUGUUAGCACAUCGACCACCAACCUUGCUGCUGUGAAUAGUGAUAAUACUGGACCAACUCGAAAGGACAGCAAGUUGACCAAUGGCAUUUCUCCUGCAGAAGAUUCCUUAGGCUCUGCAUCAACCAUGGGACAUCAAACUCUGGUGUUAAUGGAUCCAGAUGGAGAAAAUGGAGAGCUUGUAUAUAAUGACAACACAAACCUAAUUACUGAUCAGAAUGGUGAAGCUUUGGAUCAGAAUCUGCUAAUAGGGAAGCAGCUAUUAGAAUUACACCAGCAGAAUCAGCAACUACGGGUAGAAAAAGCAGAAAAUGAGCAUAGACUACAAAUGGAAGUGCAGCAGCUGAAGGACCAGAUUGCAGGUCUCAUGGAGGCCAAUUGGCAAAUGGCGGAAGAAUUAAAGCAAUAUAAGUGUUCCGAAGACGUUGAGAGCAAAAUAAAUCAAAUGAUUGAACAAAUGGAGGUACAGCACAGGGAACUCCUUCAGAUGCAGUUGGACCAAUUACGGAAUGAGUACAGUAAGCGAAAACAUCUAACUAAUGGGAGCCCUGUUUCUAGUCAGGACUCCACAGAUGACUGCACCGCUGGAUCAACAAAACGAGCUUUAGUAGGUGCUUCGACUUUGUCUCCCAGGAGUCACAGUAUUAGCCUGACCAUACCCAGCAGCAUUGUGACAUCAGCACAAAUGAUGGCCUCUGACCAUGAGGUCUUGGCAACGUCACAAGAUGGAAUUGCAGGAUCUGGAGUGGACCUCAGUUCAGGAAAUGUCAUAUCCUUCAUUGAGCCCAGUGAUAAUUCAUCAAAUGGGUCUGCAGGUUUGACAACGCUUGAAAUUGUCGAGGUCCAUUUAGACAAUGAGUCGACCAUUUCAAAUAUUGAGUCGUCUUCCCCAACACGUGUACAUUUAUAUCCAGUCACACAUGUCAAUAAUCAUAUGGAACUUUCAACCAGAAAACGGGUCUGUGAAGAUAACUCUGAAGAAGAAAGUCAACCAAAAAUUCAGAGAACUAUUUAAAGCAGGAUAUGACUAAGAUUAUGACAUAGUAUCUAUGUUGUAUCUAAAUAUAUGCCUUAUUUUUAAUCCAUAUUUUCAAUGAGUAAUUUAUUUACAGAAUAUUUAAUAUUUAGAUCCAUUCUACUUUCAGUGUUUUUAAGUGCAUCGAUUUAUGAACUAUAACCUUUUCAGGUUUCUGUCUGUCAGAGAGGUAAUGUACAACUUCCCUAUGCAGUAGAAGAUCUUUAGGCAAUAAGCCCUUGAGAGUAAAAGAGCAGGAAUGCUGACAGUGUCUGAUUUCUGCUCAGCCCCCCCCCCCCACCCACACCAAAAAGAAUAGACAGCAGCACUGCAACAAAUAUCAGACGAAAAAUUAAAUGGAGACUUAUAAAAAGGUUAACUUGAAUAGUGAGAAUUUCUGUCAAUUUACUUAGCCUUUAAUGCAAGUGUGUUUCUAUCUGUAGUUACAUCACUUAGCAGUUAUGAUCUAACACUACAUCAAUAUUUGUUUUUUUUUACCAGAAUGAAAGCAUUGGCACUUUAUUGUCAUUUAAUAGUCAAAGUAUUUACUAUCGUUUGACAAACUCAUGUGGAUAUACUGUUUUAUAUCUCCUAUGCAAUAACAUGGUGAAUAAUCAAAGAACCAGACCGAUUGUAGUGGUUUUUUAAUGUAGAUAUUGUUUUAAAAAAUUGCAUUUAAAAGCAAGUACAGUCCCUGCUAGAUAGUGCUAAUAAUCUUUUACCAUAGUUUGCUUUUUCAUUUUUGAGUAAUCCUGAUUUUGCAGCAAGUUGCAUUUCUUCUCCAUCUCCUUUUCCCAGCACCAUCAUUGUACAACCUGGUACUCCAGCCAUAUAUCCCUCAAUCAUAGACAUAACCUACUCAGUAUGAUCUCAAUUUAGGUGGAGAGUGUGAGGGAAUAACGUAGAUGGAUAAUUAAUAGGGAAGAGUUCCAUAUGUUCUCUCCACGAUUAUCAGGGAAACAUGAGGAGAAUAUGCUGGAAGGAGAUUAACCGCCCUAACUAAAUGCAUUUAGCCCAUAAGCACUGUGCAAGGUGAAUGAUUACAGAGUUCCUCAGAUGAUUUUGCUGUUUUCAGAAGACAGGUAUUCAAUUCACCCUCUUAAAACUGUUCUACAUCAAAUGUCCAAGUGACUAUGUGCUAUUUAUUUGUUUCUGCUUUGUUUACAUGAAGCUAAAUUGGUAACUUGUACUUUCCUGAGAUUUCCAAAUUGGCAGAAUUUCAUCCCAGUUCAGUUACUUUUACUUUAACUUUCCAAAGCAAUUUUGAGGCUGAAGAUUGUUGCUGCACAAUUUUUAUUCUGUGCUCAAUGUAUCAUGAAGAAGGAGAAAAAUAUUCCACCCUAGAUGUCUAAUUAUCGUGACACAUCCAUUGUAUAGCAUUUUGUUUGUUCAGUGAAACAAACAUCUUCACCCUUGGUUUGUCCUGCAUUAAUUACUUCCAAAUGCUGUAGUUUCAAUUUGUAUAUUUGUGAAAUAUACACAUUGUGAAAUGCUGAAUUUACUGUAUAUUUUUACGUAAACUACAUUUUUAUAAUUAAAUACAGUAUGUAUCUAUAAUAUCAGCAAAGUAGUAUAUUCCUGGAUUGCACGUUUGCAUUAAACACAAAUCUGUAUACAGGCUAUCACCCCCUUAUGUGGCCUGAGUGGGAAGGAGGGGUGCUGUUCCAGAAAAUUCCAUCACGUGAAACUGCACCAUCUUUGGAGGCUCCAAGAAAUACAAGGUGAAAAGAAUAAACUUUGUGUUGAUUUGCUUACAUUUUCUUUCCACAAGCAUUCCGUGAGAACAAAAUUUUCUCUGUAUCUCAAAUGUGUGGGUAGUGAUUUGUGAAUUCCGUAAGGGCAAAUUUCCGUAAUCCAGAUGGCUAUAACCGUCAGGGUCAGAUACACGAAGGGUGAUUGAUAAGUUCGUGGUCUAAGGUAGAAGGAGUCAAUUUUAGAAAACCUAGCACGUUUAUUUUUCACCCUCCCCUAGUGUUGUCACCAUGUCCUCAUGGACCUCCUUGGGUUAUAAGCCCUUGAGACUGAGGUAGUAGAUGACUGCACUGAGGCUGAUGUCCAUUUUCUCGGACGGUAUACUUGCACUUUUCAAUUAUCUGAAACAGAAAUACCACAAAAGUUAUUAACUUCAAACUUUCUGCAUAAUCACCCAAAGAGUUGAACUGCUCGUGCACCUAAGGGUUGUAUCUCCUUCUACCUUGGGCUACAGAUUUAUCAAUCACCCCUGCUGUGGACCACCUGGAGGUCCAAGAUGACGAUUUCUACAAAGAAGGGAUUCGUAUGCUCCACGACUGCUGGACUAAGCGUGUAAAUGUAGGAGGGGACUAUGUUGAAAAAUAAAUGUGCUAGGUUUUUUAAAUUUGACUCCUACCUUAAGCCAGGAACUUCACACCCCUCGUAUAUUUUGUUCAAAAAUCAAUUAAUGCAAUGUAUUAUUGACAAACUAGAGCAAUGAGUAAGCAUUUUCUGCCCAGUCAAUAGCCUUGGCAGUGGAGAUGGAGAUGUUUCAUGUAAAUGUUCUUGUCAAGGAUAAAAAUUAAUGUCCAAUGUCACCUUGUAUUUUCGCAUAAACAUAACUUCAUAACUGGUAGAUUCUUUAAGCAUUCAUCAGAGAAAAUAAUGUUUAGCUAUUUUGGCCAAGACUAUGACAUUAACCCUCAUCUGCCCUUUUAAAAAGGCGAGCUGCUUAGUUCAAGGAUACUGAGAGUUUGCCAAACGAUGCCAGUCUUGUCUAGAAUGUUUACAUCAUGCAUUGAAUCAAAAUUGAUUUCUUGUUGAAGAUAUUGUUGAAGAUUACAUGAUGGUAAUAUAUGAAAACAAGUUGCUGUCAACAACCAUUUUACAAACUGGAUUACUUUGAUUCAUACUCUAAUUAUAUGUGUUACCAUUAAACCC